Ectocarpus siliculosus is the source of this 2765-nucleotide messenger RNA. Lineage: Eukaryota; Phaeophyceae; Ectocarpales; Ectocarpaceae. The record is from the annotation of a GenBank genome assembly.
AUGAUGCCCUCCUGCAACUUCUCCCCGCCGCUGCCGGCGGGGUACAGCAGGGGCGUUCGGAAGCGGUGCGCCAUCGCCGCCUUCACCACCGCCAAUGAAAUGACGACAAUGGGGCACAAGAAGGGUGGCGUUUUCUGCCUGAGGGGUGGGAGUGACGAGGGAGAUGCUCUGCACGUCGGCGGGGAAGAAGAGAAAGUGAAGCGGGAAACUCCAACUGCCACCAGAGCCAGCGCCGCCGACAGCGAGGGCGAGGCCUGGCCAGGGGCAGAGGAGGAAGGAACACCCUUUGGCGGGGUUGCUCUCGUGACCGAGCGCUCAACGGCAACAGGCGGGAGCAAGGAUAGGCAAUUGCCGGCGUCGACAGCACCAUCACCGCCACCACAUCUGCCGACAAUACCGCCACCAUCGCGGGAGAACACGGCCGUCGCAAACGCCUCCGCGGAGCCACGAAGAGUGCUGCAGGGUGUACGACGGUGUGCCGGGGACUUGAAAACGGGCCUUGUCGAGGCGACAAAAGAAGUUGCUAGAGAGACGAGAGCCGCAGCGGCGGCGGCGGGAGCGUGCGUGGCAAGGGCCGGGGUGGCGGUGCGCGGAGGCCUGAUGAACACCUUUCUGCCGGCGGGGUACCCGGGAUCGGUGCGGCCGGAGUACGUGAGGUACCGCUGCUGGGACAUCCUUCAGGACCUGUCCUCACACCUUCGGGGCGUUCUAGCAACACAGGCGGUGUUGGAGGGCAUGGGUGUAGGUCGGGCAGGCUCGACGCCCCUAGCCGCCACGCUACAGUGGAUGGCACGAGACGGUGCCAGCAUGAUCGGGGGUCUCCUGUUCACCUCGGUGGCGUCAGCUAACUUCGGCGUCAAUAUCAAGACCUGGCGAUUAUUCGCGGACACCUCAAACGACAUCGGGCUCGCCCUCGAGAUGCUGGCGCCUCUGCCCGCUUUCCGAGAGGGCGGAAGGUUCUUGCGUCUCAUCUGCAUCGCUUCGGUCUUCAAGGCGGCGUGCGGGGUUGCGGGGGGCGCCACUGGAGCCGCUAUCACCGAGCACUGGGCCAUCGACAACAACAUCGCGGACAUUGGCGCUAAGAACGGGGCACAGCACACGGUAGCCUCUUUGCUUGGGCUUGGGCUCUCGGUCUGGUUCGCGAGGGCCGUUAGCGUCGGGGGCUCCGCGUCUGGAUCGCGCGUCUGGGGGUGGUACGCGGUCCUCACCCUGGUCCACCUGCUGGCGAACUACGCGGCAAUGAGGACCCUAGCCCUGCGGUCUCUAAAUCCGACGCGGGCUUCGCUCUUGGUCACGGAGUACCUAGGCCAGGCCUUGGGGUCUACGGAAGGCCGCAGUGGCACACGAGGAAGCGAGCAAGACGAAGAUGACGGGGAAGAAGAAAAUGAACAGCGAGAGGAGAAAGAGGAAGGGGGAGAGGAGAGAAAGGGUCCGGCGUUAGACUGGAUGGGGAGAAUAAGAGACCAAGGGUCUCCGCCAGAGUCGGUGGCGGUGCUUUCGCCCUUUGCCGCCGCGAGGCGGGAGAGAAUACUCGUGCUUCCCGGGUGGUUCCGGGCCUUGAAGCCGUGGGGAGACUUCCUGCAGAUACACGUGGGGGUACCGGUCAGAGCGCUGGUAGGUGAGGCCGACGACUUGCUCUGGCUGACGUCGCUGUACCACGAUGAGAGGUCCAUGGUGGGGGUCCAGGUGUCCUACAAGCCACUAGGAGCGAGGAUGGAGACGACGGUUAAUCUUGCCCUUCGAGAAGACGCCUCUCCAGAGGACCGGUUGCACGCUAUGUUCCAGGCGAACGUAAUCCAACACCUGGUGGUGAGAGACCCGGACGGCAUUCCGCACGGGGAGGACGGGGUCGACCGCACCCUGUUCCUGCGCAAGGUUACCGAAGAGGCACUACGCGUGACAAGAAAGGAGUUCCCAGCCUUCCGCAAGGCGCUGGUUCGGGAGGGGUGGGACCUGUCUCGCGUGACCUUGGGAGGGGGGCCAUGGGUGGGGCGGUGGGGGUCGCUGGCGAAGGAAGAUUGAUAGGCCAGCUCCGGCCAAGAUCGGGGUGAAUGUCUAGGUGUAUCUUGUUUGAUUGUCCGCCCGGAAAGAGGCGCGAAGUUUCUUGACGGCGGAGGGGGGAAAGGGGUCUCUCCGAAGGAGAAUGAAGCCGGUGGAGAUGAGGAGAGAAAUCACCGGCAACGCGUUUUUUAGAGAAAAAUUAGUAUAUAUUCGAGGUUUUGUAGUAAGCAGAAUAUUGCGGGAUCCGGGAUGAACAACGUCGUAUCUAGGUGUUGCCGUUGAUGGGUUAGCUAGGGUUUUAGGGGGGGCGUGAAGGGGUUCGAUGUGACCACCGCUUUGGCAUUGCCAAAGAUCAUUGCCUUAGGCAGCAAGCAGUAACGAAGGACCGAACGAUGGGCGCAGGAAUGAUGUCGUUUUUUCUCCCCAGAUGCUGCGUACCGGCGAAUGGGAUAGGGCGAUUUUUCCUCGGUUGGUGUCUCUAUUCACGCGGGGCAUUCGGACCCGUCAUCGCUGGCUGGAUUCACGGUUGAUCCCUUUCACUGUUUCAUGUUCGGGAUUUGUGUGUGUGCGUAGGGCUACGGUAAUCGUGUGAAGAGCGGGGCGAUCGUGGGGGCAAGAUGGCAAUAAAUUCUUGGAGGAAACUCAGGGGUGCACGAAGUCCCUUUGUUGUGUUGAACCCGUAACAAACGAAAAUAACGGAACGGUAAAUUUACCGUCGGAUCGUGCGAGCACAUGCCACAACGGCCUGCUCGAGAAGUCUUUAC